GUGUUUCGUCCACAGCGGUUCAGAAAUUUAACGCCGUGCGGCGGGCGCACAAAUAAACUUUGAUUAUUUUGGUCAGAAAUAAAGGUUUUUGUUGACAAUCACCAUGUAUGAUCAAGAUGAAGAUAUUCAGUAUGAUGAAGAUGAUGAUGAAAUCACCCCUGAUCUGUGGCAGGAGGCCUGUUGGAUUGUAAUCAGUUCGUACUUUGAUGAGAAGGGUUUGGUGCGACAGCAGCUGGAUUCGUUCGAUGAGUUCAUCCAGAUGUCUGUGCAGAGGAUCGUGGAGGAUGCUCCGCCCAUUGACCUGCAGGCUGAGGCCCAGCACACAUCUGGAGAGGUGGAGGAUCCGCCACGGUACCUGCUGAAGUUUGAGCAGAUCUACCUGUCCAAACCCACUCACUGGGAAAGAGAUGGUGCUCCAUCACCCAUGAUGCCAAAUGAGGCCAGACUACGUAAUCUUACGUAUUCUGCUCCUCUCUAUGUGGACAUCACAAAAACAAUCAUAAAGGACGGAGAAGAGCAACAACAGACGCAGCAUCAAAAAACCUUCAUUGGCAAAAUUCCCAUCAUGCUUCGCUCUACAUACUGUUUGCUGAGCGGCCUGACGGAUCGAGAUCUCUGCGAGUUGAACGAGUGCCCACUGGACCCAGGAGGCUACUUUAUCAUCAACGGUUCAGAGAAGGUCCUGAUUGCACAAGAGAAGAUGGCUACUAACACAGUGUAUGUGUUUGCUAAAAAAGACUCCAAGUAUGCUUACACUGGAGAGUGUAGAUCAUGUCUGGAGAACUCCUCCAGACCUACCAGCACCAUCUGGGUCAGCAUGAUGGCCCGUGGAGGACAGGGAGUAAAGAAAAGUGCCAUUGGUCAAAGGAUUGUCUCUACUUUGCCGUAUAUCCGGCAGGAAGUGCCCAUCAUCAUUGUGUUUCGAGCUUUGGGCUUUGUGUCUGAUAGAGACAUCCUUGAACACAUCAUCUAUGACUUUGAUGAUCCUGAGAUGAUGGAGAUGGUCAAACCAUCUUUGGAUGAGGCCUUUGUGAUUCAGGAACAAAACGUAGCUCUGAACUUCAUUGGCUCUAGAGGUGCCAAACCCGGUGUCACCAAAGAGAGAAGAAUUAAAUAUGCUAAAGAGGUUCUUCAGAAAGAGGUGCUGCCACACGUUGGUGUAUCAGAUUUCUGCGAGACCAAAAAGGCGUAUUUCUUAGGUUACAUGGUUCACAGACUGCUAUUGGCUGCUCUGGGUAGGCGAGAGCUGGAUGACAGAGAUCACUAUGGCAACAAGAGGCUUGAUCUUGCCGGACCUCUGCUUGCAUUUCUUUUUAGAGGGAUGUUCAAGAACCUGCUGAAGGAGAUCAGGAUGUAUGCACAGAAGUUCAUUGAUAGGGGCAAGGACUUUAAUCUGGAGCUGGCCAUUAAGACUCGCAUCAUUUCUGAUGGCCUCAAGUACUCGCUAGCCACGGGUAACUGGGGGGAUGUGAAGAAAGCCCAUCAGGCCAGAGCAGGUGUAUCUCAGGUGUUGAAUAGGUUAACAUUUGCAUCCACUCUCUCCCACCUGCGUCGUGUAAACUCCCCCAUCGGGCGAGAUGGCAAACUUGCCAAACCCAGACAGCUCCAUAACACAUUGUGGGGUAUGGUGUGCCCUGCCGAGACCCCUGAGGGUCAUGCUGUAGGUUUGGUGAAGAAUCUGGCUCUUAUGGCCUACAUCUCUGUGGGUUCUCAGCCCUCCCCCAUCCUGGAGUUCUUGGAGGAGUGGAGUAUGGAGAACUUGGAAGAAAUCUCACCCGCUGCCAUUGCAGAUGCAACUAAGAUUUUUGUGAACGGCUGUUGGGUCGGCAUUCAUAAAGACCCUGAGCAACUGAUGAACACUUUACGAAAACUGAGGAGACAGAUGGACAUCAUCGUGUCUGAGGUGUCGAUGAUCAGAGACAUUCGUGAAAGGGAGAUCAGGAUCUACACUGAUGCUGGUAGGAUCUGCCGUCCUCUUCUCAUCGUGGAGAAACAGAAACUACUUCUGAAGAGGCGACACAUCGACCAGCUUAAGGAAAGGGAAUAUAAUAACUACAGUUGGCAAGACCUGGUGGCCAGCGGUGUUGUUGAAUAUAUCGACACCUUAGAAGAGGAGACUGUGAUGUUGGCUAUGACUCCCGAUGACCUUCAGGAGAAGAGCGUGGCUUAUUGCUCCACUUACACGCAUUGUGAGAUCCACCCGUCCAUGAUCCUGGGAGUCUGUGCAUCCAUCAUUCCCUUCCCUGAUCACAACCAGUCUCCCAGAAACACGUACCAGUCUGCUAUGGGUAAACAAGCCAUGGGAGUUUACAUCACCAACUUCCACGUGCGUAUGGACACCCUGGCCCACGUGCUGUACUACCCUCAGAAACCUCUCGUCACUACACGCUCCAUGGAGUACCUGCGCUUCAGAGAGCUGCCAGCAGGCAUCAAUUCUAUUGUGGCUAUUGCUUCAUAUACUGGAUACAACCAGGAAGAUUCUGUCAUCAUGAACCGUUCGGCUGUGGAUCGUGGAUUCUUCAGGUCAGUGUUCUACCGCUCGUAUAAGGAACAGGAAUCGAAGAAAGGCUUUGACCAGGAAGAGAUCUUUGAGAAACCCACCAGAGAGACCUGUCAAGGCAUGCGACACGCCAUCUAUGACAAACUAGAUGACGAUGGUUUGAUCGCUCCCGGUGUGCGUGUAUCCGGCGAGGACGUCAUCAUCGGAAAAACCGUGACUCUUCCCGAGAACGACGAUGAGAUGGAUAGCACCAACCGUCGCUACACUAAGAGAGACUGUAGCACUUUUCUGCGCACAAGUGAGACUGGCAUUGUCGACCAAGUCAUGGUCACGCUAAACCAGGAGGGCUACAAGUUCUGCAAAAUCAGAGUGCGUUCGGUUCGCAUUCCCCAAAUCGGAGACAAGUUCGCCAGUCGUCACGGACAAAAGGGUACCUGUGGUAUCCAAUACAGACAAGAGGACAUGCCUUUCACGUGUGAAGGUAUCACUCCCGACAUUAUCAUCAAUCCUCACGCCAUCCCGUCCAGAAUGACAGUCGGCCAUUUGAUCGAGUGUCUGCAAGGGAAGGUUUCUGCAAACAAAGGAGAGAUCGGUGAUGCCACACCAUUCAACGACGCUGUGAACGUACAAAAAGUCUCCAACCUGCUGUCAGAAUAUGGCUACCAUCUGAGAGGAAAUGAGGUUUUGUAUAACGGUUUCACUGGUCGUAAGCUCACCUCACAGAUCUUCAUUGGACCCACAUACUACCAGCGUCUGAAGCACAUGGUGGAUGAUAAGAUUCACUCCAGGGCCCGUGGGCCGGUCCAGAUUCUCAACAGACAGCCCAUGGAGGGCAGAUCACGUGAUGGUGGGCUGCGAUUCGGAGAGAUGGAACGUGAUUGUCAGAUUGCUCACGGUGCAGCGCAGUUCCUGAAGGAAAGGCUAUUCGAGGCAUCUGACCCGUACCAGGUCCACGUUUGCAAUCUGUGCGGUCUCAUGGCCAUCGCCAACACCCGCACGCACACCUACGAGUGCAGGGGCUGCCGCAACAAGACACAGAUUUCUCUGGUCAGGAUGCCGUACGCCUGUAAACUCUUAUUCCAGGAGCUGAUGUCUAUGAGCAUCGCCCCACGAAUGAUGACCAGCUGAACGCCCACGCAGCUGAAUCAUGGGAAACAGGAACCUGGGAGAAUGGAGCAAAUCGUAUUGAUUUUGAAUGGAUCCCAACAGCACUUCCUGUCUGCUGGGCUUGUGUACUUUUAUAUUUUGUUGUUUUUCCAUGUGUUGUUAUUGUGCUGGAACAGCAAUGUUUUGGUUUUCGCCCGAAUAAAAUAAAGCUUUUUUAAAAAAAA
This is a messenger RNA of Paramisgurnus dabryanus, 3831 nucleotides long. RefSeq names its product RNA polymerase II subunit B (gene polr2b). NCBI's taxonomy places the organism in Eukaryota, Metazoa, Chordata, Actinopteri, Cypriniformes, Cobitidae. The record is from RefSeq and is a predicted model, not a curated record. Gene Ontology annotation, biological process: DNA-templated transcription. Gene Ontology annotation, molecular function: DNA-directed RNA polymerase activity; DNA binding; ribonucleoside binding.